GCCGGGACCCGCUCUGCGCGCGGAGGACCAGGCCGGCGGCCGGCGACACCGGGACCAGGACGCUGAGACGCGCCCGCCGCUCCAGCCCCGCCUGGGCCUUUGCUGCCUUCAGGGGGACAGAAGAUGACGGGACGGGCCCGCGCCAGGGCCCGAGGUCGGGCCCGCGGCCAGGACACCGCGCAGCGCAUUGGGGCACCCUUGGGUCAGCAGCCUGGGUACCCCCAGCCGAGAUUGCCGCAGCCCUUGACAGAGGGGGAGUUGUUCGGCCGAGGACGACAGAGAGGAGCAGCAGGGGCCACAGCCAAGUCACAAGAACUCCAGAUAUCUGCUGGGUUUCAGGAGCUGUCACUGGCAGACAGAGGAGGGCGCCGUAGGGACUUUCACGAUCUCGGUGUGAACACGAGGAAGAACUUAGACCAUGUCAAAGAGUCCAAAACUGGCUCGUCGGGCAUCAUCGUGAGGCUGAGCACCAACCACUUCCGGCUGACGUCCCGCCCCCAGUGGGCCCUGUACCAGUACCACGUGGACUACAACCCGCUGAUGGAAGCCCGCCGCCUCCGCUCGGCGCUGCUCUUCCAGCACGAAGAUCUCAUUGGAAGGUGUCACGCUUUUGAUGGAACAAUCUUAUUUUUACCUAAGCGACUACAGCUCAAGGUCACGGAAGUGUUCAGCCAGACGCGGAACGGGGAACGCGUGAGGAUAACGAUCGCGCUGACCAACGAGCUCCCACCGACAUCACCCACCUGCCUGCAGUUCUACAACAUCAUCUUCCGGAGGCUCCUGAAGAUCAUGAAUUUGCAACAGAUUGGACGGAAUUACUACAACCCACAUGACCCGAUUGACAUUCCAAAUCACAGGUUGGUGAUCUGGCCCGGCUUCACCACCUCCAUCCUGCAGUACGAGAACAACAUCAUGCUGUGCACGGACGUCAGCCACAAGGUGCUGCGCAGCGAGACCGUGCUGGACUUCAUGUUCAACCUGUACCACCAGGCCGAGGAGCACAAGUUCCAGGAACAAGUGGCCAAGGAGCUGAUAGGGCUAAUUGUCCUUACCAAGUACAACAACAAGACAUACCGGGUAGACGACAUCGACUGGGACCAGAACCCCAAGAGCACCUUUAAGAAGGCAGAUGGCUCUGAGGUCAGCUUCCUGGAGUACUACCGGAAGCAGUAUAACCAGGAGAUCACCGACCUGAAGCAGCCGGUCCUGGUGAGCCAGCCCAAGAGGAGGCGGGGCCCUGGUGGCACCAUGCCCGGACCAGCCAUGCUCAUCCCCGAGCUCUGCUACCUGACAGGUGUGGCCCUUCCCCGAGGCCUGAGCCCCUCCCCUUGCCCCUCCCUCCCCUUCCCCCUCCCUCCCUCUCUUUCCCCCUCCCUCCCUCUCUCCCCCCUCUCUCGAGACUGGGGCUUGAGCUUUGACUCCAACUUGCUGUCCUUCUCGGGAAGAAUUCUGCAAACAGAGAAGAUUCACCAAGGUGGAAAAACAUUCGAAUAUAACCCACAGUUUGCAGACUGGUCAAAGGAGACGCGGGGCGCACCGCUCAUCAGUGUGAAGCCGCUGGACAACUGGCUGCUGAUCUACACGCGCAAGAAUUACGAGGCAGCCAACUCCCUGAUACAGAACCUGUUCAAGGUUACGCCGGCCAUGGGCAUACAGAUGAAGAAAGCCAUCAUGAUUGAGGUGGACGACAGGACGGAAGCCUACCUCCGAGUCCUGCAGCAGAAGGUCACCUCGGACACGCAGAUAGUUGUCUGUCUACUCUCGAGUAGCCGGAAGGACAAAUACGAUGCCAUCAAAAAGUACCUGUGCACGGACUGCCCCACGCCCAGCCAGUGCGUGGUGGCCCGCACCCUGGGCAAGCAGCAGACUGUCAUGGCCAUCGCCACCAAGAUUGCCCUGCAGAUGAACUGCAAGAUGGGUGGCGAGCUCUGGAGGGUGGACAUGCCGCUCAAGCUGGCCAUGAUCGUGGGCAUUGACUGCUACCACGACACCACUGCAGGCCGGAGGUCGAUCGCAGGCUUCGUGGCCAGUAUCAACGAAGGGAUGACCCGCUGGUUCUCCCGCUGCGUCUUCCAAGACCGAGGCCAGGAGCUGGUGGACGGGCUCAAGGUGUGCCUGCAAGCGGCACUGCGGGCCUGGAACAGCUGCAACGAGUACAUGCCAAGCCGGAUCAUCGUGUACCGGGACGGUGUGGGGGACGGCCAGCUGAAGACACUGGUGAACUACGAGGUCCCCCAGUUCUUGGACUGCCUCAAGUCCCUUGGGAGAGGCUACAGCCCGAGGCUGACGGUGAUUGUGGUGAAGAAACGCGUGAACGCCAGAUUUUUUGCUCAGUCUGGAGGAAAACUUCAGAACCCCCUGCCUGGGACUGUCAUCGACGUGGAGGUUACCAGGCCCGAAUGGUACGACUUCUUCAUCGUCAGCCAGGCUGUGAGGAGUGGCAGCGUGUCCCCGACACACUACAACGUCAUCUAUGACAGCAGUGGGCUGAAGCCGGACCACAUCCAGCGGCUGACGUACAAGCUGUGCCACAUCUACUACAACUGGCCGGGCAUCAUCCGGGUCCCUGCUCCAUGCCAGUACGCACACAAGCUGGCCUUCCUGGUGGGCCAGAGCAUCCACAGGGAGCCCAACCUGUCCCUGUCCAACCGCCUCUACUACCUGUGACUUCGCCCGCUGCCACCUGUGCCCUCCUGGCUGGCCGAGGAAAUAGGGCUUCCCUGUCGCCUUUCCGGUGAAGCUUGGGAAGGGCCUGGAAAAGCUAGAGUUAAUUGUGUUGCUAUUCAGUUUGGCUUCCUUCAUAGGUAAAAGUUAAGGCUUUAAAAUUAUAACUUGCUGGUUUUUCAUAAGUGUGUUAUAAAAAAUGUUUGUUUUGAAAAAUGUGAAUAAGGCACUCUAAAAUCAACAGACUUUCUUCAAGAAGUGGGCGAGUAGCUGGGCGUGGUGGUGCACACCUGUAAUC
This is a messenger RNA of Octodon degus (degu), 2962 nucleotides long. It is a transcript of the gene Piwil1, whose product is annotated as piwi like RNA-mediated gene silencing 1. The record is from RefSeq and is a predicted model, not a curated record. Gene Ontology annotation, molecular function: protein binding; piRNA binding. Gene Ontology annotation, biological process: regulatory ncRNA-mediated gene silencing. Lineage: Eukaryota; Metazoa; Chordata; Mammalia; Rodentia; Octodontidae. The coding region runs from base 124 to 2667 and encodes 847 amino acids. Gene Ontology annotation, cellular component: P granule. The transcript has 20 exons.